Centruroides sculpturatus (bark scorpion) is the source of this 919-nucleotide messenger RNA. RefSeq lists its product as uncharacterized. The transcript has 5 exons. The record is from RefSeq and is a predicted model, not a curated record. NCBI's taxonomy places the organism in Eukaryota, Metazoa, Arthropoda, Arachnida, Scorpiones, Buthidae. Bases 91 to 750 code for a protein of 219 amino acids.
GUCGACUGUACAAUCUAAUCAUAUUUUUGAAUCAUCGUAUAUGAUUAUUUUAUAUUUUCCAUAGAGUCUGAAUUACUAGCGAGUAAAUUAAUGAGUCUAGAUUCUUGUCAAGCUUCUUCUAAACAAUUACAAAAGAUUUCAGGAAGUGGAACUAGUUCUAAAGAUAUAAAUGCUAUUCAGAAUAAUCAAAUGAAGAUGAACUGUGUAGGAAAUAGAUUGAUACCACCGGAACAAAUGAAGUGCAAUAUUUUAAAAGCUAAAAUUGAAGAAGAAUUGAAAAAAAAUACAGUCAAUUGUGACAAAGUUCUUCCAUUAGUUUCUUCCGAAAAUCCUCCAAAACAAAUAAUUGAUGAAAUAAAUAUGGGAUCUAAAAAAAUGAAAUUAUGCUGUAUUCAAAGCAGGGAUUCAUUCAUUUCUGAUGUGCCAAAUAAAUCUUUAUUGACUUCAGACAGAGAUGCUGUAACAUGUGAUACUUGCAUAAAAGCAAGAGGAUUCACAAAUGAUACUCAGUCUCUUUCAUCUAUGUCUGACAAUCAAUUUUAUUCUGUGGAAACGUCAUUUGCGGGUGUGAAUCCAGUGACUCGUGCUGUUUCUUCAGUUAGUUCCCAAACAAUUUCAGUGCAAGCCCUGAACAGACCAACCUGCAGUAGUAUGAAUUCCCAAUUAUCUCCCUGGCAUGUUAUAGAUGAAGGAAAAUCUCUGAGAUCUACUAAUUUGAACUGUAGAACAAUUAUGACAACAGAACUUUGAGAAUAAUUUUGUUCCAUCCGUAGAGAAUUUGUACAAAUUUUUAUAUAAUAAGUUCUAACUAUAUUAGAACAUUCCAAGUUAUUUAAAUUCAAAUGCUGAGUUGUGAUAAAACAGUUUAUAAUUGUUUUCAGUAUAAAACUUCUGAACUUUUGAAAUAAAUUUUACAAUU